UUGACGGGUGCUAAGUCGUCUAUCUCGGUAACUUUACUCGGAGGUCCAUUGCGAACAGUAGCUUAUUUUCAUUCCAAAAUUUGGAGUAUUAUUUGUGUAAUACUGAGAGUAACAUCCUUGUGAGACUAUGUUACUAGAGAGUAGAGUGUUACUGUUGUUGUCGGUGUUCCUGGCGAAGCGCUCUUUGGUAGCUGGAUUUUCUCAGUCUUUCGAUAGUGACUUUACAUUCACUCUUCCUGCUGGCCAAAGGGAAUGUUUCUAUCAAACCAUGAAGAAAGACGCCUCUCUGGAGAUUGAAUACCAGGUGCUCGAUGGCGCAGGUUUAGAUGUGGACUUCUACCUGUCAUCACCAGAUGGGGAAACUUUGGCCAGUGACUUCAGGAAAUCGGAUGGAGUCCACACAGUGGAGACACAUGACGGAGACUACAUGAUCUGCUUCGACAACACCUUCAGCACUGUGUCAGAGAAGAUCAUUUUCUUUGAGCUGAUUCUGGACAAUAUGGGCAGUGAUGACAACGCUGACGAGUGGAAAGAGUACGUCCACGGUACCGACAUGCUCGACAUGAAGCUGGAAGAUAUUAUGGACACGAUAAACAGCGUCAAAGCGCGGCUGGGGAAGAGUCUGCAGAUCCAGACGGUGCUGCGAGCCUUCGAGGCCCGGGACCGCAACCUGCAGGAGAGCAACUACGAGCGGGUCAACGUGUGGUCCUGCACCAACCUGGUGAUCAUGCUGGUGGUCUCUGGGAUCCAGGUGUACGUGCUACGCAGCCUCUUUGAGGACAAGAGGGCCUCGCGGACGUAAAUCCAAGCAUGUGCUCGCCAGCGCCACCCCAUGCCAGGGAGGGACGAUUGGCAUCAUGGGCCACACCAAGAGACUUGAGAGAGUAACACACACACAGACACACACACACACACACACACACACACACAUACACACACACACACACACACUGGGUCACUGCUCCUAGCCACUGCAGAUGAGGGUUCCUCUCUCUUCCUGUUCCUCCUCCUGUUCUUCUUCCUCCUCUCCUACCCCACUCUCACCUGACGAAGACAAUCAGUCCCAAAGCUCUAUAUUUCUAUUUUCUACCCAAAAGGUCAACGCACUGUUUCAGUUUACACAUUAUUCUAAUAUGAAAGUAAUGAGAGUGGGACCUAUGGUGGUGUUUUCAUUCUAGGUAUUCAUCAUGUUUGUCCCUGCAGGAUUUUAAAGUUACAAAGCUUAGUAAAGCAAUACAGACUACCUGAAGAACAAGCAUUUUUACAAAUUAUGCAAACACAAUAGUAUUAGGGUGAUGGGAAAGUCAUUUGUGGAUUUCUGUGGAUAUUCUUCUGGCACUGACGUCAAUUGAUGCCUCUACCCCAUUCUUCCGUUUUUUGUCCCUUUUACUAUUGUGCCACACCUUAUGUUUCCAUUCAGACUAUUGCUGCUGCCAUUGUGCUGUGCCCCAAACUCGUUUUUACAUUUCUGUGCCAUGCCCUUCAGGCAAAAUCACAUUCAUCACUCAAGCCAAUCGUGAGAUUUUUUUUUUUUAGUUAA
This is a messenger RNA of Sardina pilchardus (European sardine), 1540 nucleotides long. RefSeq names its product transmembrane p24 trafficking protein 5 (gene tmed5). The coding region runs from base 128 to 802 and encodes 224 amino acids. The record is from RefSeq and is a predicted model, not a curated record. NCBI's taxonomy places the organism in Eukaryota, Metazoa, Chordata, Actinopteri, Clupeiformes, Clupeidae. The transcript has 4 exons. Gene Ontology annotation, biological process: intracellular protein transport; endoplasmic reticulum to Golgi vesicle-mediated transport; Golgi organization. Gene Ontology annotation, cellular component: COPII-coated ER to Golgi transport vesicle; endoplasmic reticulum-Golgi intermediate compartment; endoplasmic reticulum.